Messenger RNA from Hydractinia symbiolongicarpus, 1013 nucleotides. Its product is annotated as carbonic anhydrase 13-like. Gene Ontology annotation, molecular function: zinc ion binding; carbonate dehydratase activity. The record is from RefSeq and is a predicted model, not a curated record. Bases 56 to 940 code for a protein of 294 amino acids. Lineage: Eukaryota; Metazoa; Cnidaria; Hydrozoa; Anthoathecata; Hydractiniidae. Gene Ontology annotation, cellular component: plasma membrane. The transcript has 7 exons.
UAUAUUUAUUAUCGGAUUCUUUGCUACACAGUGAGAAGUGGUGGUUGCAGUAGAAAUGAAGCAGAUAGGAGUCUUGUGUGUUGUAUCAUUGUGUGUUUAUCAAAUAUUAUGCUCCGACGAUGUUUGUGAAGGCAAUUGGGAUUACAGAAAUGAAAGCCGGCUUGGACCAGUUGAUUGGUUGAAAAUUUAUCCUCUCUGUGGCGGAAAUCAGCAAUCACCGAUCGGCAUUAGAGAUUCAAAACUUUCAACACCAAAAAAAGAAAACAAAAUCACGUUUGACAACUACAACGAGAAACCUAAAGCUGGAGAAUAUUAUACUAUAAGCAAUGAUGGACGCGCCCUGUUAUUUAAAUUUCCAAAGAAAACGAAAUAUUAUCUCAAAAAAGGGACUAAUACAUUUGUACCAACACAAGCUCGUAUGCACUUCGGCUCACGUUCGCUAAAGGGAUCAGAGCAUGUACUAAAUGGAAAGAUUUAUCGAGCGGAGAUACAUAUAUUUCAUCGGAAUAAAAAGCACCUUCCAAGUGCAGCAUUAAAACACAAAAAUGGAUUGCUUGUGGUUGGUGUAUUUGUUCGACUCAGUAGUGGAGAAAGAUCGUCUCCUAUCAUAGCCAAGUUUGCACGGCAUGCUCAAAGUGUAGCCCAACCAGGGAACAGUACGAAAGUUAAAGCUUUUCCAUUAAACAAAUUUUUUCCAUGUGAGGGCGAAUUAACAGUGACUCCAUACGUCAAUUAUCAGGGAUCAUUAACGACACCACCUUGUGCUGAAGUGGUCGACUGGGUCAUACUUUCUCGUCGCUCUCUCCGGAUUAAUAUCAGAGACUUGGAAUCGAUCCAUGACGUUCUUGAUUGUGACAGCCGUCCGUUAUAUGGGAAUUAUCGGCCAACUCAAGAAAGAAAUGGACGCAUUUUGUAUGGAGUGAACAUGUCUGAAGAUUAACUUCAUGAAAAUUCUGAUGUAUAUAUAUAAAUAUAUGUUAAAUAUGUGAUAAAAAUAUAUAAUUUAGAAUUGA